Messenger RNA from Telopea speciosissima, 2482 nucleotides. Its product is annotated as trifunctional UDP-glucose 4,6-dehydratase/UDP-4-keto-6-deoxy-D-glucose 3,5-epimerase/UDP-4-keto-L-rhamnose-reductase RHM1-like. The coding region runs from base 132 to 2156 and encodes 674 amino acids. Gene Ontology annotation, biological process: nucleotide-sugar metabolic process. The transcript is spliced from 3 exons. The record is from RefSeq and is a predicted model, not a curated record. Gene Ontology annotation, molecular function: dTDP-glucose 4,6-dehydratase activity. NCBI's taxonomy places the organism in Eukaryota, Viridiplantae, Streptophyta, Magnoliopsida, Proteales, Proteaceae.
UCUGUAUUUUGUUCUGUAUUUUGUCCUAAAACUCGCGAAGAUCAAAUCUUCUAACUUCUUCUCUGUCUUCUCGAGGUUGACCGCUCUCGAUCUGGAUCUGAACCGAGCGAAGGAAUCUGAGCUAUUUGGAUAUGGCUUCUUACAAACCCAAAAACAUCCUCAUCACUGGUGCUGCGGGCUUCAUUGCAUCCCAUGUUUGCAACCGGCUCAUCCGGAACUACCCGGACUACAAGAUUGUUGUCCUUGAUAAGCUUGAUUACUGUUCAAACCUGAAAAAUCUUUUCCCCUCUAGAUCGUCCCCUAACUUCAAGUUUGUCAAGGGGGACAUAGGCAGUGCUGACCUCGUCAACUUCCUCCUCAUUACCGAGUCCAUUGACACAAUAAUGCAUUUUGCGGCCCAGACACAUGUUGACAACUCCUUUGGCAAUAGUUUUGAGUUCACCAAGAAUAACAUCUAUGGCACUCAUGUACUUCUAGAAGCCUGCAAAGUAACAGGCCAGAUCAGGAGGUUCAUCCAUGUAAGUACAGAUGAGGUCUAUGGGGAGACAGAUGAGGAUGCUGUUGUUGGAAACCAUGAGGCUUCUCAGCUCCUCCCGACAAACCCUUACUCUGCCACCAAAGCUGGGGCAGAAAUGCUCGUUAUGGCAUAUGGGAGGUCAUAUGGACUACCUGUCAUAACAACCAGAGGAAACAAUGUAUAUGGGCCAAAUCAGUUUCCUGAAAAGCUAAUUCCUAAAUUCAUCCUCUUGGCGAUGAGUGGGAAACCUCUUCCAAUUCACGGGGAUGGAUCCAAUGUUCGGAGUUACCUCUAUUGUGAGGAUGUUGCCGAGGCUUUUGAAGUUAUUCUCCACAGGGGAGAAGUUGGCCACGUUUAUAAUAUUGGCACUAAGAAGGAAAGACGAGUGAUUGAUGUGGCCAAGGAGAUAUGCAAACUUUUCAACUUAGACCCAGACUCAGUCAUCAAGUUUGUGGAGAACAGGCCUUUUAAUGACCAGAGAUACUUUUUAGAUGAUCAGAAGCUGAAGAUCUUGGGGUGGUCUGAACGUACUGUAUGGGAAGAGGGUCUGAAGAAGACUAUGGAGUGGUACAUUAAUAAUCCUGAUUGGUGGGGCGAUGUAACUGGAGCAUUGCUUCCUCAUCCAAGAAUGCUGAUGAUGCCUGGCAUUGAAAGACAUUUUGAUGGUUCUGAAGAUGGAAAUUCUGCAUCCUCUCAUGCAUCAAGUAAUCCUAGUCAGAGCCGAAUGGUGGUUCCAGUUACAAAGAGCAAUGCCUCUCCUCAAAAAUCAUCUUUGAAGUUCUUGAUUUAUGGUAGGACUGGGUGGAUUGGAGGUCUACUUGGGAAGAUGUGUGAGAAACAGGGCAUAUCCUUCGAGUAUGGAAGGGGGCGUCUGGAGGAACGGUCACUGAUCUUGGCAGAUAUUCAGAAUGUUAAGCCAACUCAUGUUUUUAAUGCUGCCGGAGUGACUGGUAGACCCAAUGUUGAUUGGUGCGAGUCUCACAAAGCUGAGACCAUCCGCACCAAUGUUGCUGGUACAUUGAACCUGGCAGAUUUGUGCAGGGAGCAUGGCCUCCUUAUGAUGAAUUUUGCUACUGGAUGUAUUUUUGAGUAUGAUGAUGCACACCCAUUAGGUUCAGGCAUUGGGUUCAAGGAGGAAGACACUCCCAAUUUCACUGGUUCUUUCUACUCAAAAACCAAGGCCAUGGUUGAAGAGUUGUUGAAAGAAUAUGACAAUGUUUGCACCCUCAGAGUCCGAAUGCCGAUAUCAUCUGAUCUUAGCAACCCACGCAACUUCAUUACAAAGAUCUCUCGCUAUAACAAAGUGGUUAACAUUCCAAACAGCAUGACCAUUUUGGAUGAGCUUAUCCCUAUUUCAAUUGAGAUGGCGAAGCGGGACUGCAGGGGAAUAUGGAACUUCACAAAUCCUGGUGUUGUGAGCCAUAACGAGAUUCUGGAGAUGUACAAGAAUUUUAUUGACCCCAACUUCACCUGGGCUAACUUCACACUGGAAGAACAGGCCAAAGUAAUAGUUGCCCCUCGAAGCAACAAUGAGAUGGAUGCCUCCAAGUUGAAGAAAGAAUUCCCUGAGUUACUAUCAAUCAAGGAGUCACUGAUCAAGUAUGUCUUUGAACCCAACAAGAAAAGCUUUGCUGGAUAAGAUGCAAAUUAGGCACUUGAUGACAUUAGAUUUCAGGAAUGACCCCUGCAAUCUUUGCAUUAGGUAAUGGGGUUUGGAUUACCUUUAUACUGUUAUCAGUUUCGGUUACAAUCCAUCAGUGGAUUCAUCUUAUAUUCCUUAUUCUAGUGAAGAAGUUAGGGUAAUUCCACUAGGGUGUGUUAGUGUCAUUCCUUCUUGUUUAGUUUUGCUUUCUAAUUGUUUGUUUCUAUGAGGAACUAUUGGAUGGAUUCUUUAUAUAUUUUAAGAUCAUUAAAAAGUUCAUAGGAUGUAAUUUUUUUUAUUUUAAAUUUAAAAUCUUUGAUGAA